UGACUCGAUGCCAUCCUACAAACUAACCUAUUUUUUCUUUCGCGGGCUCGGCGAGCCAAUUCGGCUUCUGUUUCAUCUCGCUGGAGUUCAAUUUGAAGAGGUUCGUAUGAACCCGGAUCAAACAUGGUUGGAUAUUAAAGAUUCAACUCCAAUGAAGCAGCUUCCAGUCUUGAACAUUGAUGGAUUCGAACUUCCCCAGUCCGGUGCUAUCCUCCGCUACCUCGCCAGAAAAUUCGGCUUCGCUGGGAAAACUCCCGAAGAAGAAGCCUGGGUGGACGCAGUCCACGAUCUAUUCAAGGAUUUCCUUGCCGAAUUCAAAAAGUUUGCCGCAGAACGACGCAGUGGAAAAUCUGCUGAAGAAGUUGAAAAGUUCAGAUCAGAAUUUUUCCUGCCAGCUAGAAAUACCUACUUUAACAUCCUCAAUGGACUUCUGGAAAAGAGCAAUUCGGGAUUUCUCAUCGGAAGUGACAUCACUUUUGCGGAUCUUGUCGUUGUUGAUAAUCUGCUGACUCUAAAAAACUACGGGCUCUUCGAUGAAUCAGAAUUCACAAAACUGGCAGCUCUACGUGAAAAAGUGAAUUCUUAUCCAGGAAUUAAGGAGUAUAUUGCAAAACGUCCAGUUACCGAAUAUUGAUGUUAUGCGCCAUGAUUUUUAUUUAUUUUUGUAAUUUGAAAUAAAAAAUAAAAAUGUUUAAAAGUG
Caenorhabditis elegans is the source of this 700-nucleotide messenger RNA. It is a transcript of the gene gst-16, whose product is annotated as glutathione transferase. The record is from RefSeq and is marked reviewed. Gene Ontology annotation, cellular component: cytoplasm. The transcript has 2 exons. Bases 8 to 634 code for a protein of 208 amino acids. Gene Ontology annotation, molecular function: glutathione transferase activity. NCBI's taxonomy places the organism in Eukaryota, Metazoa, Nematoda, Chromadorea, Rhabditida, Rhabditidae.